This is a messenger RNA of Amphibalanus amphitrite, 1717 nucleotides long. RefSeq names its product acidic fibroblast growth factor intracellular-binding protein-like. The transcript has 9 exons. NCBI's taxonomy places the organism in Eukaryota, Metazoa, Arthropoda, Thecostraca, Balanomorpha, Balanidae. Bases 130 to 1188 code for a protein of 352 amino acids. The record is from RefSeq and is a predicted model, not a curated record. Gene Ontology annotation, cellular component: nucleus.
AGGUUGUUUUAAAUGCAUUGCUUUUGACUUGUUAUUAUUGGCUGCAUUGCUUCACAGAGUUUGUGGCUGGUAAAAAACGCCAGCCUAGUUCAUACCUGACAUUGAAAACUUCAUGACCUAUCUGAAGGCAUGCUGAUCCCUGAACUGGAUAUAUUUGUUGGCAAUGUUUUCAUCAUUGACUGGGAGAUCUUCAAGCUCUGGCUGGAUGGACAUGAAUGUCCGAGCGCGGCGUCCAUUCUCCAGCAGCGCGGCUCCCUGAUGGCCGGCGCCACCAUGGACAUGCUGCACGGAGACGUGCUGGACCACUACCGCAGCUUCAGCACGCUGGAGCGCCUGCUGGAGGUGCCCACUCUGUUCGUCGAACAGCGCGUCCUGCAGAUCAGUCCCAACGAUCAGACGGACAUCAUCGAAAAGUACUACGACUUUGACGAUGCCGUUAUGAGGGAGCUGAUUGGAAAGAAACCAUCAUCGAAGCUUCGCAAAGAGCUGGAUGACGUGUGUGAGAAGACGGGCGUGCUGGUUCGCUCGUGCAGGCGUCAGUUUGACAACGUGCGGCGCAUCUACAAACAGGUGGACGAGAUGACCGGUAACGUUCUGGACAACAUCCGACAGCAGUUCCUGCUGCCCGACCCGCUGGCACGACGUUACGCCGCCAUCCUCUUCCUGGACUGGGUCCGCUUCGAGACGCACAAGCGGAAGCUGGCGCACCUGACGUUCAACGACUUCUUCGUGUGCGCGGACGGUCUGCUGCGUCACUGGGCAGACGAAGAGUGCGAGUUGGACAAGGAGUUCUUCCAGGACCUGCGUGAGAUCAAGGCCAUCCUGGAGAGGGAGAAGGAGGCCAAAACAGUGACCCUGAGGAAGCUGGAGGGCGGUCGCCUGUCUACGGACGCCGCCGGUGACCUGACCCAGAACUUUCGCUCCCUGUUCCGCUCGCUGGUCAACAUCGCCACGGGCCUCUACCGCAGCAGGGAGCUGAAGGAUCUCUUCAUUGACCUCCAGGAGAAGAUAGUCGAGCCGUGUAAGUGCGCGCGCUGGACACAGUCGGACAUGGAGUCCUUCAUCGCCGCCAUCAACUUUGACGCCUCCGAGAUUGAGACCUUCCGCAGGGAGACGGACCUACCGAUCCUGUGGCGCCGCUACCUGCGCGCCGUGGGGCCCUGCAUCCUGCAGCUGUUCGCCAGCUGACGACGGCUGCCCCGGGGCCGCGCGCUGCCCCGGUGACCCGGCAGGGGUCACGGACCGCCCCGGGCGACAGCCGGGGGCCGACCGGUGGCGCCUCUGGUGACAGACGUGUGAACUACCCGCGCCCGGCCACCGCGUGGGAGCGUGCUGAAGGCGGAUAUUUGUCGUGAUUGGAGAUGCAGGUCACAUGACAUUUAGCUUCCAUGUGGCGUGUCGAAGACGCGGCUCAUGAUGAUAUCAUGUACGCAUGUAAUAUUACAGUGUGGAAGUUUGCUAGGGGCCGCCAGUAUUUCAUUUUAUAGAUAUACGGCAAAGAGGAUUUUGCCGUGUUGUUAUUGUCGAUAAACGCCGUUUUGUAAAUAACAGUGUGAAACCUGUUCAUGGCUCAUGCUCGCAUAGUGUGUAGCGUUGAUCAUGUAAGUUGUACUCUCUAACCCUUAGAGAUGCCUGCCCACUGCCUGAAAUUACACAACGCAAACGUAUGUCGUAUACAUCUAUUCCAAAUGUGCAAUACACUUCAAGCAUAGUGCUC